AUGGCCCCAAACUACUCAAUGUUUCUGGUUCUGAUUCUCACACUUCUUAUAUGUGUUGUGGCCUCGUUGCCAUCGGCCCCGCCCAACGACAUCCUCGCGCCUCUCUAUGGACUGAACGUUCGAGACAAGUGGCCGGACGAGUACGUGAUCAUGUUCCAGGAUGGAUAUUCUUUAGACGAGCACUUUCACACCAUCGGUCGCAACUUAUCACACUCGGCCCAAUUCGCCAAAUAUUCCUUCGGUUACCAGGCGACUAUAGACAGGCAGACACUGGACGAGUUUGUUCGACGAGAUCCCAAUGUUCUCUUUGUUGAGACGAACAGACCGAUUUACGGGAUUCAGCCAGUCGAUGUGGUAUAUUCAGAGCCUUGGAGACCCCCGUGUGCGCGCAACACUUGCAUACUGGAUGGGCAAUGCCAUAAGCUCUGGCGGGACGAAGAUUCUUCGGAGAAUGACCACUUGAGAGAAGAGAUAUUUCGACAGCCCUUUGCAGAUUGA
Cercospora beticola is the source of this 498-nucleotide messenger RNA. RefSeq lists its product as uncharacterized. NCBI's taxonomy places the organism in Eukaryota, Fungi, Ascomycota, Dothideomycetes, Mycosphaerellales, Mycosphaerellaceae. The record is from RefSeq and is a predicted model, not a curated record.